GCGCCGAUGAUGUGGUCCACUUCCAGUGUCGCGAGGAGCGACGCGAGGGAGCCAUGUCCAAGGCGUGCGUGCGCGUGGUGGGCGCAGUGCUUGCCGCCUUGACCCUCUCCUGCGCGCUGCUGGGGGUCAUCGGCCAGGCCAACGCCACCUUCGACAUUGGCGCCAUGCACUACGAAGGCGAGGCUUGCUUCCACCUGCGGCACCGCAAGAUGGGCACGUGCGUCUACCUGCCGAGCUGCCCCACGGUGUACGCCGACCUGGACCGGCUCGUGUUCCCCCAGGUGUGCGGCUUCUCCAGCGGCAAGGGCCUCGUCCCCAACGUGUGCUGCAUCGGCGUGAACUACGCAGCCACCCCGCCACCGCCGCCACCGCCACCGCCGCAGUUCAGUAGCGGCUCCCCGGCCGGGUCCGGGGGCUUCGCGACGUUUGCUGGCUCCGUGUCGUUCGGAGCGUCCUCUACGUUCAACGGGUCACCAGGGUCCACCCCUACAAGGCCCCCUUCUUUCGGCGGGCAACCCAACUCAGGUGCAUCAUCUGGGUCCGCCGCCUCUAGUGGAACCUCUGCCUUCAAUACGCCCUCCACGUCAGGAGGAUCGACCGUGUUCGGAAGGCCUUCGUCGUCCGGUGGUUCAUCUACCUUUGGAGGAACACCUACGUCUGGUACGCCUGACUCUCCUCCAUCAGACGGAUCAUCUGCGUUCGGUGGAUCGUCUUCGUCUAGUGCCUCUGCGUCUUCUUCCUCCGAUGGACCAUCUACAUCUGGUGGCUCUUUCAUGUUUGGCACUUUACCUGGUGGUUCGUCCACCUCUGAAGAGUCGUCCAACUCCGACAGACCAUCUACAUCUGGUGGCUCGUUUAUGUUUGGUACACCUGGUGGUUCGUCUUCCUCAGAAGGAUCUCCUUCUUCUGGUGGCUCCUCUAUGUUUGGCGGAGCUGGUGGAUCCUCCUCCUCCGUUGGAUCCUCUUCCUUCGACGGCUCUGCUUCCGUCGAUGGUUCCUCGUCCUUUAGCGGGGCCUCCCCGUUCGCUGGUGCCUCUGGCGGGGCGUCAAGCUUCAGCAGGCCACCCAGGCCGCGGCCUUCCACCACGACGACGACCACCGAGAGCAUCCCGGAGUGGCCGUGGACGGAGCAGACGCCGCCGCUGCCCGCCAGUCCGCCACCCACGGAGCCCACGAGUCCGCCACCCACGCGGCCUCCGAGUCCGUCAACCACUCGCCCAACGACCCGACGGCCCACCGACAUGCUGCAGCUGUUGGGGCAGCAGCCACAGACGACGACGACGACGACGACCACGCCAGCCGAGGAGGAGAUGAUCGAAUUCCCCGACAGGGUGCUCACUACGACGGUGCCGCCGAGAACUACGACUAGGCCCAGAACCACAACCCCGAGGACGACGACGACCACCAGCACCACGACACCGAGGACGACCACCACCAGCACCACCACGACGCCUAGAAGCACCACUCCUCGCAGGACCACCACCACGCCGCCACCGCCCCGGCGGACGACGACCAGGCCGAGGCCGGCGAUGGUGGCGUCCAGGCCCAUCACGCCGCCGGUGUGCUACGCAGGGGACACCGCCGCGCCCAGCGACGGACCGGCGACGGCGGCCAUCUCGCUGUGGCGCCGGCCUUCAGGACUGGCCGCCCAGGGCGACGUGGACGUGCUGCCGCAGGACGCCGAUGAGCAGAGUGUCGAACCCGCGCCUUACCUGCCAGCCUGCUCCACGGAGGGCUGUGCGGGCUGGAGCACCGGCCGUUGGCGCAAAGAGCGGAGCGUGCCCGGAGACGGGUACCCGCUGGCCGUCGACGAGCAGGUGCGCGUGCGGCUCAGCACGGUGCGCGGCGGCCAGCUGUUCGUGGGGCUGUGCGCGGAGGCGGCGGGCUGCGCCGUCAUCGCCGUCCUGGGCGCCACCAACUCGUCCGGCUUGCGCUUCGAGACCCGCUACACCUCGACAGAGGACGUCGCGGACCCCAGGGCUCGCGUAGUGAGCAGGGCGCCGGCGGGCGGCUCCGCCAUGCUGCCGAGUGGCCGCCGCUACACCGUGGUGGUGCACCGGCGCUCGGGCCAGAGCCGCCACGACGGCUACCCCAUGGCGCUGGGCGAGCGCGUGGUGGUGCGCCUCGACGUGACCCGCGACGGCCUCCUCGACGUGGGGCUGUGCGGCGACCGCGGCUGCGGCGUCGUCAGGAUCACCGGCGUGGACGACAACACCAUGGGCUGGUCGUCCAGGAUCACGACCACCAACAGCGUGACGGAGGAGCGCGGCCAGACGCUGCAGCAGGCGUCGGGGCCCGGCUCCUUCCCCGUGGGCGGCAGCUUCUCGUUCGUGGUGCUGCGGCGCACGGAGUGGGCCCUGGACGUGUGGCUGGAGGGCGACGCCGAGCACAAGGCCACCGUGCCGCUGGAGCCGGACCGCCAGCGCCUCAUCGUGGACUCGGACGCGGGGAAGACGGCCUUCCUCCGCAGUGCGUACUUGCGGUGCCUCCCGACUUGCCGUCGCUGCCUCUUUCGCUAA
Molecule: messenger RNA, 2519 nt
Organism: Thrips palmi
Lineage: Eukaryota; Metazoa; Arthropoda; Insecta; Thysanoptera; Thripidae
Product: flocculation protein FLO11-like
Exons: 9
Coding region: 54-2519 (821 amino acids)
Source: RefSeq, a predicted model, not a curated record